Molecule: messenger RNA, 808 nt
Organism: Archocentrus centrarchus (flier cichlid)
Lineage: Eukaryota; Metazoa; Chordata; Actinopteri; Cichliformes; Cichlidae
Product: prostate stem cell antigen-like
Exons: 4
Coding region: 66-383 (105 amino acids)
Source: RefSeq, a predicted model, not a curated record
ACACAGCCAAUUCAUCAACAGACAAUCUUGGGUUCCUUGAAAAGACUGAUCAGCAAUCUGAGUUCAUGAUGCAGCUUUAUGGAGCUCUGAUCCUGUGUGUGACUCUGUCUGCAGCAUGUGGAUUAAAGUGCUACACAUGCACAGGCACUGAUCCUAAAUCCUGCACAAACACUGAAUCUUGUCCUGCCUUAGCUGACCGUUGUUACUCUGUCACUCUCGAAGCAAACGGUGUGACAAUGGUUUCCAAGGGCUGCCUAACCAGUGCACUAUGUGUCAGUCCUGUGUCUUGCUGUGAAGGGGACCUGUGUAACAGCGCUAUUCCAGCUGGUCCCAGUGCCAUCCUGCUGCUGGUGUCCUCAGCCAUCCUCAAACUUCUUUUCUGAGGCUGUGGAAUGAUGUUAUUUCCAUGCUGCAUUUUUUUCUGAUUCUAUUUUGUAAAACUAAGGAAGAAAUAAACAAUUCUGGAGUGCCAUGAUAUGAAAAUUGUCCUUGGCAUUUUGAUCUUUCACUCAAACGAGUUCAGUAGUUUCCAGCCAAGAUUAACAGUUAAUGUUACUACAGUCAGGGGUUUAAAGUGGGAACAUGGCAGGUGGGGGAACUCUAAGAUCAUUUGUAGUGGCUCACAGUGUCACAAUACGAAAAAACAUAACUUCUCGUCAUAUACAGACCAAUUAUCUGAUUUUUAAAAAAUGAGGAUGUUACAUGUAGGCUUUAAAUUUAUAGUUUAUCAAAUGUUACUGAGCAUUAAAUCCAGUGUUAGGGAUUUAUUUUUAUUUGCUGAAUAAAAUGACAAAUGUUUAAAAGUAAA